AUGUCGCGCUGCUUUCUUCCAGAAGCUCACGUCCCCGAUCGUGGACAAAAAUUUAGGGGCGAUGUGGAGCAAGCUCUCGGGCCAUUACGAGAAGCUGUUUCGCGUUUAAAUUUCGACUCUGUCGGGGAUCUAGUUGAGGAUGACGGGCGUAGGCUAGCCAUAUCGAUGAAUGUUGCUCAAUUUACUCCAGAAGAGUUAUCGGUGGAUGUAGAUGGACGUGUGCUCACCAUUGAAGGCAAGCAAGAGAAUGAGGAAAGCAAUGGAUCUUUCAUGAGAAGCUUUGUCCGGCAAUGGACCCUUCCUGAUGACGUCAAUGCAGAUCAGCUGAAAUGUACCAUUACUGAAGAUGGCUAUCUUGCUGUAGAAACUCCGAAAAUUGAAGUGCCGCCUAUUUCGGAAAGCGCAUAG
Cylicocyclus nassatus is the source of this 408-nucleotide messenger RNA. Lineage: Eukaryota; Metazoa; Nematoda; Chromadorea; Rhabditida; Strongylidae. The record is from the annotation of a GenBank genome assembly.